AUGGAGUAUAUCGCACCUAAGGUUGUAGAUGGUGAAAUUGAAAUUGAAAUAGAGGAGAAAGAUAUUGAAUCAGAGCUACUCUAUUGGGAUUCGACGCUGAUUCUUUAUGCUCUUGGAGGAAAUAUCAGCAUGAAUAUGCUUAAACACUUCAUGGAACGUAUGUGGAGCUUUGUUCAACUGCCUGAAAUGGUGUAUCAUGAAGAAGGCUAUUUCGUCUUGAAAUUCAGAUCACAUAGCGACAAAGAUGAGGUGUUGAUGAAAGGUCCCUACACAUUGAGGAAUAUGCCACUUCUAAUCAGGGAUUGGACACCAGGGUUCAGUCUAAAGGAGGAUAUGCUGCGAACUUUUCCUAUUUGGGUGAAGUUACCUCAUCUGCCAUUGCAUCUAUGGGGAGUUAGGAGUCUUAAUAAGAUAGGAAGUGCUUUGGGAAACCUGCUGGUUACGGACGAGUGCACAGCUAGCAAAGCUCAAGUGUCUUAUACUCGGAUUUUGGUGGAAGUGGAUGUUUCUCAAGAGAUGAAAGAAGUGAUUACUAUUAAAGAUACUGAAGGUAAGAAGCUACAGCAAAUGGUUGAGUAUGAGUGGAAACCACUUUUUUGUGAUCAAUGUCAAAAGUUUGGGCACAAAUGCACACCAAAGAUUGUAAGAAAAUGGCAACCAAAGCCCCCAGAACAAGUGACAAAGCCAGUACAAGAACCUGAGAAUCCCCCAGCAAAGAAUGUAGUGACAACACCUAUGCAUGAGAAUCCCCCAGCACAAAAAAAUAAGUUAUAUAUUUAA
This is a messenger RNA of Vicia villosa (hairy vetch), 780 nucleotides long. RefSeq lists its product as uncharacterized. Bases 1 to 780 code for a protein of 259 amino acids. The transcript has a single exon. Lineage: Eukaryota; Viridiplantae; Streptophyta; Magnoliopsida; Fabales; Fabaceae. The record is from RefSeq and is a predicted model, not a curated record.